Molecule: messenger RNA, 372 nt
Organism: Rangifer tarandus platyrhynchus (Svalbard reindeer)
Lineage: Eukaryota; Metazoa; Chordata; Mammalia; Artiodactyla; Cervidae
Source: the annotation of a GenBank genome assembly
AUGCUCCCCACUACGCCUGACCUCCUGCAGCUACCGAGAAACAUGUGCCUCAAUGCCAAGGUCACCCACCCAUCUGUGUUUGAGGCCCUGUGGGGAAAAGCACUGCCAGCCUUGGCAGGUGCAGGGUACUGGCUGCAUCUGUUCUUGGCAGCGGACAGAAGAUCCAUCCCUGCCAAGAAAAGACCCUUCUCUGAUCUUAAGAAAACAGGAACUGAAGAUCUGAACGGAGAUCUGAGGGGCCGGCUAGCUGGGGAAGCUGUCACUCGCUGCCCUACCUGCAACCCCAACCUACAGAAUGCAUAUGACUUUGCAAUUUGCCUGCACUCUCUUGGUUCAUCCAAACCACCGGCCAAGGUCAUCGGCUCCAUUUAG